UGUCGGGAAAGUUAUUUAUCGUCGUUGCCUUGUAAACAUUGACAACUGUAGGUGGCGUACAUAUAACAUAGCUUUUAAUGUACUAACGAACAGCUGUUCAACAAACUAAUUAUCCCAAGAGAAAGAAGGCGUGGGUAUGAUCUGCCUGGCCAGUGAAAGGCUGUGCCCCCCUCCCCCCCCAGUAGCUGUCACCACGGCGGGGGACAUCAGGACCUCCAUCUGCAGGGUGGUCAUCUACCUUCAGAGGGACAUGUCCGGGGACAGCUGCCAGCUCCCCCUGCACUGGCUAUGCCUCCAAACCCAGGUCAUCUCCACUGGCUCCCAAGCCAUUAGACCUUCCCAUGAAGGUAUACAUGGAACAGUGGGCAAUCAGGGCAGCUAUGCCUCCCAGAUGGCGUGUCCCAAGACCAAGACGUGCAGCUACAGAGCGGCGGUGUGCCUGGGUAACAAGUAUGUGCGUCUAAACGUAGGGGGGACCCUGUUCUACACCACGCUGCAGGUGCUCACCAGGCAGGACUCCAUGCUGAAGGCCAAUGCCCCCCCCCCACAAUGCAGCAGCAACACACAUAGAAUGGGAAUGGAACCUCUAACCCAGGACCAGAAGGAGCAGUCUCUGUGUGUAAUCCCUGUUGUCACCUCUGCCAAGGAGGAAGAGAGACUGAUCCAGGCCUGCACCAUGCCUGUGGUGAAGCUGCUGUACAAAAGAAGCAACAACAAGUACUCCUAUACUAGUAAUUCAGACGACAACCUGUUGAAGAACAUUGAGCUGUUUGACAAGCUGUCGCUGAGCUACAAUGGCCGUGUUCUCUUCAUCAAGGCCAUGAUCGGCGACGAGAUCUGCUGCUGGUCGUUCUACGGACAGGGACGCAAACUGGCAGAGGUCUGCUGCACAUCCAUAGUCUACGUCACAGAGAAAAAACAGGUGGAGUUUCCAGAGGCCAGGAUCUACGAGGAGACUCUGAACGCUUUGCUUUAUGAGACACUUCCUGUCCCUGACGACUCCCUAUUGGAGGCCACACGCCGUCGACACGCCCACAGCCACACCCACUGUGGUUUCCACAGCGAGGAGGAGGAAGGCCCCACCCACUCUGGGGUAUAGCACCUACGACGACCGGCCUCUGGGACACUAAGGAUGCGUCUCAAAUUGCACCCUAUUCCCUAUAUGGUGCACUACUUUUGACACGGGCUCUAUAUAGGAAAUAGGGGCCCAUAGGGCUCUAUAUAGGAAAUAGGGGCCCAUAAGGCUCUAUAUAGGAAAUAAGGGCCCAUAGGGCUCUGGUCAAAUGUAGAGAAUAAUGUGCAGUUUUUGACGAAGCCUAUCUAACCACAGAGGAGGAAACUGGUUCCCUACUGCCCUGCCCGCUGGGACACUAAGUUAUACGUCUCAAUAUGACGCACUAUGUAGUGCACUACCAUUCGAACCCUCAUCUCCCUGUCAGUCACCUCUCAGUGAGAGCCUCAAAAUGUAUUUAAUGAUUCAUCCAACCUAACUCUGCACUAAUUACUGUUACUCUGCAGCCAUUGGUGAGAGUGAGUGAUGGCUCCCAAAAGGCACCCUAGUCCCCAUCCUAUACCCAUAAGGCUCUGUUCAAAAGUAGUGUAUAAGGGGAAAAGGGUGCCAUCUAACCACUCCUUACUGACCAGCCACUGGGACACUAAAGGCGUCAGUAUGCUUCCCAUCCAAAACUGUUCAGAAACAGUUUGUGUAUAAUAUUAUAAUGAUAUUUUAAGAUUUUUUUUUGUUUGUUUUGGUCUUAGUCAAGUUUCUUUUUUUUCAGCUGUUCGUGCAAACACAAACACAAACACAAACACAAACACAAACACAAACACAAAAUCCUUGAGGCCGAAAUCUGUAGCUGAAGUCGACCCCUUUUUGUCGGUGAUUGGUCAACAGUAGGGAUUCUUCAAUUAAGUUUUUUUUUUUAUUGUCGUUCAACAAGAAGACGACUAGUUUUCAUGCACAUUUUAUCACUUGAGAAAUCCUGCACCAAACCUCUUAGUUAGAUGUAAAAUUGUGCGUCUAAGAUCUCUGCAAAACUUUAAAAUGAAUGACAGAUUUCAUAAGUUAUCUCAGAUGAAUUCUGACUAUUUUGAGGAAGUGUAUUCUGGCUGCGGCAUCUCAAUAUAGACAAACAGUACUAUUGCCACUUUUUUUCACAUUUUUCAAGGGAGUAUGUGAGCACACUUGUUUGCCUACGGCUAGGCGCCAGCCGAACUGUAGCUAGCUGACGCCUUCAGGAUGUGUCCCAUCUAACCACAGAGGAGGAAACUGGUUCCCUCUGGCUCUUCACUGAAUCACUACACCCACCACUGAAGCACUGGUGGUGUUGGCCCCAAAAUGGCCUUGGGCACAAAAUGGCUGCCAAGCUGCAUCACCCUGGUGCCUGACAGACUUUGUCGAUGGAAAACUCGUGAUUUAAAAUGUUGAGGUGCUUAUGCUGUUUCUUCAUGGUUUUAUAUAGAACUCUCUUCUUCACAAAACAAUCAAAUCUGUGUUCAUACAAUCAAAAUUGCAACUUCAAAUCAGCGAAGGUGAAGGGGAGAAGACCGGUUAAAGAUCGAUUUUUAAACCUUGACACAAUUGAGACAUGGAUUGUGUAUAUGUGCCAUUCAGAGGGUGAAUGGCCAAGACAAAAUAUUGAAGUGCCUUUGAACGGGGUAUGGUAGCAGG
This is a messenger RNA of Oncorhynchus kisutch (coho salmon), 2671 nucleotides long. RefSeq names its product BTB/POZ domain-containing adapter for CUL3-mediated RhoA degradation protein 2-like. Lineage: Eukaryota; Metazoa; Chordata; Actinopteri; Salmoniformes; Salmonidae. Gene Ontology annotation, molecular function: ubiquitin-protein transferase activity. Gene Ontology annotation, biological process: proteasome-mediated ubiquitin-dependent protein catabolic process; protein ubiquitination; negative regulation of Rho protein signal transduction. Gene Ontology annotation, cellular component: Cul3-RING ubiquitin ligase complex. The record is from RefSeq and is a predicted model, not a curated record. The transcript is spliced from 6 exons. The coding region runs from base 137 to 1099 and encodes 320 amino acids.